AUGAGUUCUAAGGAUGAGAGUACAACCUGUAAUCCAUCUCACUGCGGCAUUAUCACAAACAUCUCACAUCCAUUUCCUCUCCGAGACGACCCACCCGGCUGUGGCAUCCCGGCACACGAGUUAGCCUAUCCUGGAAUUCGGGAGGGCGAUUGCUCCUACCUCCCACGCUAUUUCUUAUCCCUAUCUAAUUCCACCGACACUUACAAUCUUUCCUACGCUUAUAAUAACAAUAAUCCCUAUCUUGGCUCUCUUGGAACAGCACCCGACUCAGAACUGGCAUUCGACCACGUUAUUUACCUGAACUGUGGUGAUCUGGUGACGGACGACGCGAGCUAUCUGGAUACGUUCCCCUGCGUGAACUGGGGAAUGAAAGGAGAAGGAGGAGGCCAUGUUUAUGCUGUGGCUGGAGACUUGGAGGCUGAGAGGUUGAAACCUGAGUGUCGUGUGAAACCAGUGGCCACCAUUGCUUCGGAUUGGAGAUCAUUCAUGAAGGGGAAAAGCUACUCGUACGCUGAUAUUCACACAGUACUUUCUCUUGGGUUUGAGGUUUCAUGGUGGCCACAAGCUUGCAAAGAUCUUCCCUGUGCACCUGGAGAGAUUUGCUUCUUCGACAAACACACGCAAAAGGCCUAUUGCGAAGAAAUUAAAAUAGCGUCUUCUUGUUACAGUCGGGAUGGUGUACCUUUUUAUCUCUUCUGUGGGAACGCGGCAUAUCUGAGCUAUUGUGUACAAGGUUUGCCAUUUUCUAAGGAUAUUCAUCGUCGUAAGAUUCUAAACUAUCGAAUAAUGACACUUGUAUUGGUUGAGGCAGUAAAAUCAAAUGGAGUGGGAGGCACCUUUAAUUUGUCUACUUCUCCUUCCAGCAUUUGUAUCACUGUUUUCAUGGAAGGACGGUUUAUUGAAUGCCACUGGAUGCACCAAAGUCCUACAAUUGCUAGCUUUUUAGCAAUUCUAAUGUCAAUCUCAUCAUCUAUAUGA
This is a messenger RNA of Neltuma alba, 978 nucleotides long. RefSeq lists its product as uncharacterized. NCBI's taxonomy places the organism in Eukaryota, Viridiplantae, Streptophyta, Magnoliopsida, Fabales, Fabaceae. The transcript is spliced from 5 exons. The record is from RefSeq and is a predicted model, not a curated record. Bases 1 to 978 code for a protein of 325 amino acids.